CACAGUACUUCUUACUCAUGCUGGUCAUCUUCAUUGCCGAAAUCGCAGCCGCUGUCGUCAUCUUCGCCUUCACCUCCUUCGCUCACAGCAUCGUCCUGGACAAAUCGCUGACGGCCUUGAAGAAUAAAUACAUGGGCUACAAGGACAACGACAUUGUGUCCUUCGGGUGGAACGCGUUCAUGCUGCAGCUGAACUGCUGCGGGCUUCACAACUACACCGACUUCUCCGGCUCCGUCUUUCAACUACGGACCAACCUGACCUAUCCCAAAACCUGCUGCAAAGACCCAAGGAGCUCGGCGUGCAACGGCCUGGACGUCGGCCACGAGGUCAUCCACCAGGAGGGCUGCUUCCGCAAGCUGGUGUCCCUGAUCAAAGAGAAGAGCAUACUGCUUGGGGCAGCUGCUACCGGAGCCGCUGUGCUGCAACUGGCAGCCAUGAUCGUCUCCUUAAUGCUGUACAUUAAACUGGGAUGACCCCGUCUGAAGAACCACGGCGGAAGGACGGAGGCAGUUGGCAUCUCCCAAACACCGGGGCUAUGUCUGCCCUCGGGCUUCUUGCUGUGUGCGCCCCACUCCCCUCCCCCCAAUGCAACAAAACUCCCGGGCUAUGUCUACACUCACAGC
This is a messenger RNA of Pelodiscus sinensis (Chinese soft-shelled turtle), 623 nucleotides long. The record is from RefSeq and is a predicted model, not a curated record. NCBI's taxonomy places the organism in Eukaryota, Metazoa, Chordata, Testudines, Trionychidae.